Molecule: messenger RNA, 1389 nt
Organism: Acipenser ruthenus (sterlet)
Lineage: Eukaryota; Metazoa; Chordata; Actinopteri; Acipenseriformes; Acipenseridae
Product: TNFAIP3-interacting protein 3-like
Exons: 13
Coding region: 101-1261 (386 amino acids)
Biological process (GO): regulation of transcription by RNA polymerase II; cellular response to lipopolysaccharide
Source: RefSeq, a predicted model, not a curated record
UGAAUGUCCCGUUUAAAAUGUAUCAUUGAUUGCUGUAAGAAAAUGAAAGACUUUCUUAAAUCAUGUACCACUUAAAGAUGGCCUCUACCUUCAAUAUAAGAUGCUGAGGGCAAAAAACAAAAAGCUGAAGAAAAGACUGGAUUUUCAAAUGGAAAGCUCUGAACUCUGUGAACAUCAGAGGUGUGAAAGCGUGGAGCUCGACAGUGGUAUAAGAUUACUUAUUGCUGAAAGAAAUCCUUCCCUCCAAAAUGCAGAAACUGCUUGCCAUCGUCCAACAUUGCAGAAUAUUGAUGUAACGAAGGACUUAGAAGGACACACAGGCGAGUUAAGCAGAAUGACUGAAAAGCAGACAGAUUUGAUGCAAACUGACACGGGAGAGGGUACGAUCUUGAACAGAAACCAAAUGCAGACUUCCCCAGAGGAUUUAAAACAAUGGGUCAAGAUUCUCAAAAAACAAAGACAAGAGCUACUUGAAGUAAAUAAGAGAUGGGAUGAGUACUUUAAAAUCAUGAAGCAGCGAUAUGAACAGAAGAUUUCAGAGACAAAACAUAAACUGACUGAUUGUCAAAAACAUAUUGCUGACCUAGAAGCAGAAAGAGACCAGAAGCAGAGAGAUUUUGAUAAGAAGCUCAUCGUCGCCAAAGAAAUGAUAGAAAAAAAGCAGGAAGAAAAGGAAAGAAUCUAUAACACCUUACAAGAAGUUAAAAGACAGAACCGAGGUCUAAAGGAACAAAAUGCCUCCCUAACAAGAAAGAAGGAACACCAGGAAUGUGAAAUUGGACGACUAAAUAAGGCCCUCUCAGAAGCCCUGAAAGCGUCAAUUAGAAAUGCUGGCAGAGAAGAGAUGGUGACACAGAUUGAAGUCCUUCAGCAGCAGGUACAGAUCUAUGAGGAAGACUUCAAAAAGGAGAGGUGCGAUAGGGAACGACUUAAUGAAAAGUAUGAAGAACUACAGUCUGAGCUAAUCGUGCUUAAAUCUCAGGCCAAAGAGUUUUCACAGCCAGCUGCCAGCCCACAUUUCCCCCCACCUCGUUGCUGCUCACAAUGGGUAGCAUCACCUCACAGGGCCAAGGUCUAUGGAUUGUCGCCUCACUACACAGAUACUAGAAGUCCACGCAUACACCAGGACAGACAGGAGGAUCAGCAGCACUCACUAAACUACCAGUGGUUUGUUUCCUCUGCCGACCAUCUUCCUCCAGAUGUUCAACACAUCCCGCCUAACCACACGGCAAAUGGUACCUCACAAAACGAUAACAUAUAGGAAGAUGCUGACUCAUCAAUGUCUGUUAUAUUAAUUAUAUUCUGUGCAAUACUGAUUUCUGUUAAAUGUAAAUAGCUGUGAUAUUAAAAUAUAUAAAUUGUUAUUUUUAUAACAAAAAACAAAUUCAU